AUGGCGGCAACUCUCCUCACGAUAAUGGCCACGUCACACAGUAGGAAAGGACUUGCGGCAGCCAAGCAAACGGAGCCAGCACUGAAGCCACUUAUCAUUAUUAUCACUCCCACUUAUAAGCGACCCACACGUCUUGCUGAUAUGACCAGAAUGUCGAACACGCUUCGCCUUGUGCCCCAUAUUCACUGGAUCGUUAUUGAAGACGACAACUAUACGUGCCUUAUGUUGAGGAUAUUCUCCGUCGUUCAACACAUUUAUACACCUAUGUUGCUGCGCGAACACCUGCAGGAUAUCCAA
This is a messenger RNA of Ostertagia ostertagi, 297 nucleotides long. The record is from the annotation of a GenBank genome assembly. NCBI's taxonomy places the organism in Eukaryota, Metazoa, Nematoda, Chromadorea, Rhabditida, Trichostrongylidae.